AUGGCUGAAUCUUCAUCACAAACAGAAGGCAGAAAAAGGGGGAACAGGGAAGAACCAGAAUUAUUUUCUCAUGACUCCAGGAGUCUCCUGUCUAAAGAUCUGCUGCUGUGUCCGAUCUGUGUGGAUGUGCUCACUGAUCCAGUCACCACUCCGUGUGGACACAACCUCUGUAAGAGCUGCCUUACACAGUGCUGGGACAUGAAUCAACACUGUCGCUGUCCAUUAUGUAACAAGAAAUUCACCAAGAGACCUGAACUGAAGAUUAAUACAACACUGAGAGAGGUUGCAGAUCGAUUCAAGAAGAAAAGUGGUUCUGACAAACCUGAGGUUCUUUGUGAUGCCUGCAGUGGAGAGAAACUGAAGGCCCUAAAAUCCUGUCUGGAUUGUGGACUGAGUUUCUGUAAAAUUCAUUUAGAGCCACAUUAUCAUGUUCCAAAACUUAAGAAACACAAACUAAUAAACCCUGUGGAGAACCUGGAGGCCAACAUAUGCCAGAAACAUGAGAGAGCUCUGGAGCUGUUCUGUAGAGAUGAUCAGAAGAGUCUCCUGUCUAAAGAUCUGCUGCUGUGUCCGAUCUGUGUGGAUGUGCUCACUGAUCCAGUCACCACUCCGUGUGGACACAACCUCUGUAAGAGCUGCCUUACACAGUGCUGGGACAUGAAUCAACACUGUCGCUGUCCAUUAUGUAACAAGAAAUUCACCAAGAGACCUGAACUGAAGAUUAAUACAACACUGAGAGAGGUUGCAGAUCGAUUCAAGAAGAAAAGUGGUUCUGACAAACCUGAGGUUCUUUGUGAUGCCUGCAGUGGAGAGAAACUGAAGGCCCUAAAAUCCUGUCUGGAUUGUGGACUGAGUUUCUGUAAAAUUCAUUUAGAGCCACAUUAUCAUGUUCCAAAACUUAAGAAACACAAACUAAUAAACCCUGUGGAGAACCUGGAGGCCAACAUAUGCCAGAAACAUGAGAGAGCUCUGGAGCUGUUCUGUAGAGAUGAUCAGAAGUGUGUGUGUCAGUUCUGUAUUGAGACAGAUCACAAGAAUCAUGACACUGUUCCUAUAGAGGAGGAGAGCAGAGAGAGGAAGACUAAGCUGGUGGAAACACAGACUGAUGUGCAGCAGAUGAUUCAGGACCGACUGAAGAAGAUAAAAGAGAUCAAACACUCAGUAGAACAAAGCAAAGUAAGCACAGAGAAAGAGAAAGCAGACAUUGUUGAAGUCUUCACUGCUCUGAUUCACUCCAUUGAGAGAAGUCAGGCUGAGCUGCCGGAGAUGAUGGAGGAGAAGCAGAAAGCAGCAGAGAGGAAGGCUGAAGGACUCAUUAAAGAGCUGGAGCAGGAAAUCAGUGUGCUAAAGAGGAGAGACAGGGAGCUGGAGCGGCUCUCACACACUGAGGAGCAUCUCCACCUCCUACAGAUUUACUCCUACAUGUGCAGCCCUCCACACACCAAGAACUGGACUGAGAUCAGCAUUAACACUGAUAUGAGUGUGGACACUGUGAGGACAGCUCUGUCUCAGCUUCAGCAGACUCUGAAUGAGAAACUCACUAAAUCAGUCAAUGACAAGUUAAAGAAAACAGUUUCCACAGAACUGAAGAGGAUUCAGCAGUAUGCAGUGGAUGUGACUCUGGAUCCUGAUACAGCAAAUCCAUAUCUCAUCCUGUCUGCUGAUGGAAAACAAGUGACACAUGGAGACAAAAGACAGAAUCUCCCUGAUACACCACAGAGGUUUUAUCGGUAUAUCUGUGUUCUGGGAAAGCAGGGUUUCUCCUCAGGGAGAUUUUAUUAUGAGGUGCAGGUCAGAGGGAAAACUGGCUGGAUAUUAGGAGUCGCGAGAGAGAACAUUAACAGGAAGGGGAAGAUUACACUGACUCCUCAGAAUGGAUUCUGGACUGUGUUACUGAGGAAUGAGAAUCAGUAUGAUGCUUGUGAAGGUCCCUCUGUCCCCCUCACACUGAGAGAGAAGGUGGAGGUGGUGGGGGUGUUUGUGGAUUAUGAGAAGGGUCUGGUCUCCUUUUAUGAUGUGAAGUCCAGAGCUCAUAUCUACUCUUUCACUGGUCAGACUUUCACUGAGAAACUCUAUCCAUUCUUCUAUCCGUGUUUAAAUGAAGGAGGUAAAAAUUCAGCACCACUGAUCAUCUCUCCUGUAUUUAACACUGAAUAAAUUUA
This is a messenger RNA of Tachysurus vachellii, 2162 nucleotides long. RefSeq names its product zinc-binding protein A33-like. Gene Ontology annotation, molecular function: protein binding; zinc ion binding. The transcript has 8 exons. The coding region runs from base 1 to 2157 and encodes 718 amino acids. Lineage: Eukaryota; Metazoa; Chordata; Actinopteri; Siluriformes; Bagridae. The record is from RefSeq and is a predicted model, not a curated record.